Molecule: messenger RNA, 1214 nt
Organism: Ananas comosus (pineapple)
Lineage: Eukaryota; Viridiplantae; Streptophyta; Magnoliopsida; Poales; Bromeliaceae
Product: cinnamoyl-CoA reductase 1-like
Exons: 5
Coding region: 44-1057 (337 amino acids)
Molecular function (GO): oxidoreductase activity, acting on the CH-OH group of donors, NAD or NADP as acceptor
Source: RefSeq, a predicted model, not a curated record
CUCUAUGUUCUUACAUUAAUUUCCAUAAUAACUAUUUUGAGCAAUGCCUGUUGAACUGAUGGUCACCACCCCACUCCCCGGCGCCGGCGCCGGCGGCUACGGCAACCGCACGGUCUGCAUCACCGGGGCGGGCGGAUUCAUCGCCUCCUGGCUCGUCAAGCUCCUCCUCCGCCGUGGCUACACCGUCCGCGGAACCCUCCGCAAUCCUGAUGAUCCGAAGAACGCACACCUGAGAGAGCUGGACGGCGCGGUGGACCGGCUCGUCCUCCUACGAGCCGACUUGCUCGAUCCUGUGAGCCUCGAAGCCGCGUUUCGUGGUUGCGACGGUGUGUUCCACACCGCCUGCCCCGUCACCGACGACCCAGAGAAAGUCGUAGAACCGGCGGUGAAGGGGACGCAGAACGUGAUCCACGCCGCCGCCGACGUCGGAGUCCGGCGGGUGGUGUUUACUUCGUCGAUUGGGGCCGUUUACAUGAACCCUAAUCGUAAUCCAGACGAGGUCGUGGACGAGACAUGCUGGAGCGAUCUCGAGUACUGCAAGAAUACAAAGAACUGGUACUGCUACGGAAAGACGGCUGCGGAGCGGGGGGCGUGGGAUGCUGCGGCGGAGCGGGGCGUCGACAUGGUGUCUGUCAACCCGGCGGUGGUGGUGGGCCCGCUGCUGCAGCCGACGGUGAACGCCAGCACGGCGCACGUGGCCAAGUACCUGACGGGGUCGGCGCGCACGUACGUCAACGCCGCCCAGGCCUAUGUGCACGUGCGGGAUGUCGCCGAGGCGCACGUGCGGGUCUACGAGUCCCCCGGCGCCCGCGGCCGGUACCUGUGCGCCGAGAGCACGCUGCACCGCGGCGAGCUGUGCCGGAUCCUCACCAAGCUCUUCCCCGAGUAUUCUGUAACCAACAGGUGCAAGGAUGAAGCGAAUCCACCAAAGAAGGGGUACAAGUUCAGCAACCAGAGGCUCCAGGAACUGGGGAUUGAGUUCACUCCUGUGAGGCAGUGCCUCUAUGAGACUGUUAAGAGCCUCCAAGAAAAAGGAUUGCUCCCCGUACUCUCUUAAUUCGUAUACAGUAAUGUAUCCGUGAACAAUAUUGUAAUUAAUGUCCUGGAACUCAGCUCUAAUGUAUUUAUAUAUGUGUGUGUGUGUGUGUGUUUUUGCUUAGUUUCAAUGUAAUAUGUGUUUGUGCUAUUCUGAAAAGUGUUGUAGGAUUACAACC